AGAGGAGGAAAAUGGCGGCUUCUUCUGUGUGCCGGGCGGGCGGUGCUGCUGGUAGGUCCUUCUUUCGGGCCUGCCGCUCGCCAUCUCUUUUGAAGCUGCCUGCAACUCGUAGCACUGCUUCCUAUGUCCAGGCACUCCAAAACAUUCCAGAGACUCAUGUCAGCACUCUGGACAAUGGAUUCCGUGUGGCAUCAGAGAACUCCAAUCAGCCUACCUGCACAGUGGGUGUGUGGAUUGAUGUAGGUAGCCGUUAUGAAAAUGAGAAGAACAAUGGAGCAGGAUACUUUGUGGAACAUCUUGCAUUUAAAGGCACAAAGAAUCGCCCUGGUAAUGCCUUGGAAAAGGAAGUGGAGAGCAUGGGGGCCCACCUCAAUGCUUACAGCAAUCGGGAGCAUACAGCGUACUACAUCAAAGCCUUGUCCAAGGACCUUCCCAAAGCUGUAGAAAUCUUGGCUGACAUCGUGCAGAAUUGCAGCAUGGAGGAUUCUCAGAUUGAGAAGGAGCGAGAUGUCAUUCUUCGGGAGAUGCAAGAGAACGACAAUUGCUUGCGUGAUGUUGUGUUUGAUUAUUUGCAUGCAACCGCCUUCCAAGGCACUGCACUUGGUCAGUCUGUUGAAGGAUCCAGUGAGAAUGCCAAGAAAUUGACCCGGGCAGAUCUCACUCAGUUUAUUAAUAUUCACUAUAAGGCCCCUCGGAUGGUUCUGGCUGCUGCAGGAGGUGUGGAGCAUAAGCAGCUGGUAGAUCUUGCCAGUCAGCACUUUAGCGGAGUCCCCGUGGAGUAUGCAGAGGAUGCAGUGCCUGUCCUUCCCUUGUGCCGUUUCACUGGAAGUGAGAUCCGACACCGAGAUGAUGGUUUACCUCUGGCUCAUGUUGCUUUUGCGGUGGAGGGACCUGGCUGGUCCAAUCCAGACAAUGUCGCCCUCCUUGUUGCCAACUCUAUCAUUGGUCAUUAUGACCUUACCUAUGGAGGAGGCCCGCAUCAAUCCAGUCCUCUGGCCGCAGUUGCUGCAGCGAAUAAAGUCUGUCAGAGUUUUCAGACCUUCAACAUCUGCUACUCAGAAACGGGUCUUUUUGGAAUCCAUUUUGUCACUGAUAAAAUGAAUAUAGAUGACACAAUGUUUUUUGCACAGGGCCAGUGGAUGCGCCUGUGUACCAGCGCGACAGAAAGUGAGGUGACCAGAGGCAAGAACAUCCUGAGAAAUGCCUUGUUGGCCCAACUGGACGGUACCACCCCAGUAUGUGAGGACAUUGGACGCAGCCUCUUGACCUAUGGCCGCCGCAUUCCCUUGUCGGAGUGGGAAAGCAGGAUCGCUGCUAUUGAUGCCAUCACCGUCCGGGAAGUUUGCUCUAAAUACAUAUAUGACCAGUGCCCUGCAGUUGCUGGAAUUGGUCCCAUCGAACAACUCCCAGAUUAUAACCGCAUCCGCAGCGGCAUGUUUUGGCUUCGCUUUUAAACUCCAAGCUCACCCAAGGGCAGGAAUAGUGACAUCGUGGUCCACGGAGGCCCUUCUAGGAAAGUCUGUCUCUUCCUCCCUCUCUCCCUCCCUCCCUCUCUCUCUUUCUUUCUCUCUCUUGCUAAAUGUCCUUUCCUGGUUAACUGAAUCCAGAUCAUGGAGGGGAGAGGGGAUGUGGGGGCAAACAAACCAAAAGCUGUAAUCACUUCUAAAUAAAAAUAAAUUAAAUUGGA
This is a messenger RNA of Tachyglossus aculeatus (Australian echidna), 1687 nucleotides long. RefSeq names its product cytochrome b-c1 complex subunit 1, mitochondrial. Gene Ontology annotation, molecular function: metal ion binding. The transcript has 13 exons. The record is from RefSeq and is a predicted model, not a curated record. Lineage: Eukaryota; Metazoa; Chordata; Mammalia; Monotremata; Tachyglossidae. The coding region runs from base 12 to 1454 and encodes 480 amino acids. Gene Ontology annotation, cellular component: mitochondrion.